AUGAGCUCGACGAGCAACCUCGCAUCGGCUUCCACCGACGAGCUCCGCUCCAAACUCGUCCAGCUUCGAGCUGACAAAGCGCUCCUCACUUCGCAGCUCUCCUCCCUCCGCGCCCUGCCAAACUCCACCCAGGACGCAACUAUACCUCUCUCAACCCAGAACGAAGAACUCGGCCGUCAACUUCGCUCGCUCGAAGAGAAGUCGAUCCUCUACCGUUCGGCUGCAUGGACCUGCUUCGAGCUCGAUCUCGAUGUCGGCCGUCGUGCUCGUCUGGCUCGAGACACCGCUUCUGCCGACAAGGACGGUGACCUUGCGCUCGGGAUCCGCCUCGACACCUUCUUCGGAGGACGCUUCUACGAGCCUUAUUACCUCGUCUUUGCGCGCCCGAGCCAGCUGUUGGAUUCCAUGCCACAACUCGCCGGCACCACCGUGGGCGAUGUAGAGGCAAAUUCGUUGGCGGAUGGCUUGAGGCUUAUCAGGCAUACUGUGCCGCACUUUGUGCCUCUAUCCCAGCUCGUCGAGAAGUAUUUGCCCAGUGUGAUGGGCGGGCAAGUGUCCGGUGGCGCAGGGAGCAAAGGCAGAGACAAUGAGGCUGGUGGACUUACCAUGCUCACCCAGUUCAACGACCUGCCCGGGUUGCACGCCUUCUUGUCCGACCUACAUUGCCACUUGCAAGCAUACGUGUCGAGGCGGCAGCAAGCCAUCGCACUGCAAGACCUCGAACUGCCAGGUCAUAACAAAGAGGCAGAGGCGGCCCUCGAAGCGCUUGGCACCGAAGCGUUCGAUCUGGUCAAAGUCACCUGGCGUAUCCCUUCCACCACUGCUCAAGCCGAGCAGCAAGCAGACGAUAGCGACGAAGAGUCGACAAAUCCCACAGCCUUGGCUCUGAAAGCUGCUGCAAAGCGCAAACGAGAGAACCCGGAUGACGAGCCAUCACAACACCUUGAACUUGUCGUUCAGUACCACGACCUUCAAAGCGAUCGUCUGGUCGACGAAACACGGCCCUCCGGUCUCUCUUCGUCCUUCGAAGAUCCGAGCGAGAACGACGUAGAAGGAGCAAUCGAAGGCCUGCGCAAGCCCUACGGUACAGUGCGAGUGCAGCUGCUCGAGUACGCGCCAGAGCUGGAAACACGGCAACGUCGAGCACCGGGCAUCUCGAAAGCAGACCUCAAAGCGUUACGACCCACCAUCACGCGCAGAGAGGAUCUGGAGCAGAUGUACGCACGUGAGGACGACGGAGAAUCUCUCGAUAUGGACCAAGCAUUCCAGCGCAUCGCCAAAAGGGUGUGGAGUCAGUUGAGGGGAAAGUCUAGCGUGCGUUGA
Sporisorium graminicola is the source of this 1323-nucleotide messenger RNA. RefSeq lists its product as uncharacterized. NCBI's taxonomy places the organism in Eukaryota, Fungi, Basidiomycota, Ustilaginomycetes, Ustilaginales, Ustilaginaceae. Gene Ontology annotation, cellular component: kinetochore; Mis6-Sim4 complex. The transcript has a single exon. The record is from RefSeq and is a predicted model, not a curated record. The coding region runs from base 1 to 1323 and encodes 440 amino acids.